This is a messenger RNA of Tetrahymena thermophila SB210, 2418 nucleotides long. Its product is annotated as PX domain protein. The transcript has 8 exons. The record is from RefSeq and is a predicted model, not a curated record. Gene Ontology annotation, molecular function: phosphatidylinositol binding. NCBI's taxonomy places the organism in Eukaryota, Ciliophora, Oligohymenophorea, Hymenostomatida, Tetrahymenidae.
AUGGAUAUAGAAUAAGAAAGAGAGAAGAAGUAGAAGUACUUAUGCAAAGAAAUCUUAGAUAAGAACUAUGAUUAAAAUGAAUUUGAGAAUUUUUGCAGAGAAUCUAUGAUGAGUGCUAAUUUUGGUGGAGAAAUUCAUAUAGAUAUAGAUAAGUUAGAUUUUUUAGAGUUGAAGUUGAUAGUAAAAAACUUUCAAAGGUAGGCAAAAACAUUGGAUGAAUAAAGAGAAUAAAAUGAAUUAUCUUAACAGGUAGCAUAUGAUGAGAAUUACAAUAUUUACUAGUAGCAAAAUGAAGGCUAGUAUGAGCAAUUUUAGGAAGUAGAUCAUAUUGAAGAAUAGUUGCAUGAUAAUUAAGCAGAUCAUAAUGAAGAUUUUUAGUAAGAUAAUCAAGAAGAUCAAUAAAAUGAAAUUUAAUAUGAAUAACAAUAAGUCUAAGAAGAAAUCACAUAGAACUAAAGCGAGGAAAUAUAAAAUAACUAACAUAAUGAAGAGCAUCUUGCUAAUUCUCAUAUAAAUGGAUAAGAAGAAGAGCAUGAAGAGGAUCUCUUUGAAAAAUUUGAUGUAAUUCAAUGCUAAAAGUAGUUAGUGAGCCCAGGCAAUGAAAAUAGUAUUAGAGACAGAUCUUCUACGGAUAUAGCAUUUGAAAAAUUUCAGUAAAACCUAGUAUCUACUCCAAAUAAUGAUUUCCAAUCCAACAUUUGGCAAAUGCCAGAUUUUUCUGACAAUAAAGUUCAAGCUCAAAAUAUAUAAAGCAAUUAGGUUUCUAGUUAAGUAUAAGAUCCCUUUUAAUAUGUUGGCUUUGAUUCAUUUGACAAGUAGAAUCCUUAAAAAGAAAGCAAUUAAGAUCAAGCUGAUUAGAUAAAAAAAAAUUCGAUCUCAAGUAAAGAAAAUCAAUAGCAAGUUUAGUAAGUGACAAGUAAAAUAAAAGAAGAUUCCAGUGUUUAGAAUGACCAAAAUGCAGCUGUUACAAGAAACAGAAGCUCUGCAUCAAAUACAAUAGAUAAUGGGACAGCAAAUAAUCAAGCUGAUGUUAGAGAGAAAAAAAGCAGUAGUAAUGCUUCAGUUGAUAGCUCUUAGUUGCAAGAAAUAGAAUUUUAAAAAUAAAUGGAGGAGUUUAAAGCAAAUGAUUUUAAGACUUUGAAAUAACUUAACGUGUACAGUGCAGGAUAAUAGCCAGAAGUUAUUGAAAGCAAUAAUAUUAUUAAAAUUCAAUGCAAAAGAUUGGGCUAAAGCUUAAUUUCAACAAAGAAACAAGUUAAUGUUUAUAUAUCAAAUAUUAAAUAAGUAUAGUCUGGUCUCUUUGGAUCAGUUACCACCUAUUAUGUAAUACAAACUAAACCUUUUGGAUGGGAAGUUAACAGAAAAUUAGAAGAUUUCUAAUGGCUCUAAGCUAUUUUGACAAAAAUGUAUCCUGGAAUUGUUAUCCCUAAAUUGAUUUAAGCCAAGAAAAUAAAAACAGAAAAGCAAGAAAAGAACAGAAAAACAUACUUAGAGCAUUUUCUAAACUUAUUGGUUUAAAAUAAAGAUUUAAAGAACAGCAAGUUCAUUUUAGAUUUCCUUUCUAUAACUGAUGACAAAAUAUACAAAGAAAAAAUUAAAGAAUCAGAUAAAUUUCCUAAACCAAAGAACAUUGCUUAUAUUCUAAAUCAUGAUGGCUUCGUCAGAUUAGAUUACAGUAAAUUAGAAAGCAAAUUAGUUGACGAAGCUCUAAACACUUACUUAGAUGUAAAUGAUGGUUACUAUAAAAGACUGAAAAAGCUCUCAAAAGACUUGAUGAGUUAAUUAUAAGUUGUGUCAAAUACUCUCUUCGAUAUAGGUUCAACCUUUACCAACAUUUACCAAAACACUAUUCAUUUCAAGCAGCAAGUAUAAAACCACAACAAUAUAUAAUUUGAUUAAAUUCUUGAUACGUAUAAAAUUAUGAAUAACAUAAAUAUGAUGCAGGCAAAUAGCAUAAAAGAUCAAAUUAGAAGCAUAGAGAACCACUACUACCAUUUUUUCAAAUUCUAAAAAGAAAAUAACUUUUCAAUUAAAACACUUUCAAAGUUAAAAACUCAGAUGUAAGACGAAUAUUCAAAAAAGAUAAGUAACAAAAGUAUGCUCAAUAGUUUAAAAAAAACAUUUUCCUCUAAUGGUAAUGAAUCAAUAGAUGCCCCUUCUAAAGAGCCAGAAGUUUUGAAAGAUUAGAUUGCAUUUUACACCUACUAAUUGGAUAAGUAAAUAACAAGCUAGUUUUAUGAUAAAUCUAGGUCUUACGCUAAUGAAUUUGGAAUGUACGCUAAUCUUUCCUAAUGCUUUUAAUCAGAGAUGAAGCUGUUUUGGCAAGAUGUUUUAAAAUCUUUAGAGCUGGUGAAGCAGUCUUGUUAAGGGAAGAAGAUGGGUCCUUUAAAAAUAGAUAUGAUGAAAAAAAUAAAUUGA